UAAGCAAUCAUCUGUUCGGAGAUUGUAUAUUUAUUCAAUUCGUUUGCUUAAUUCUGUAGGAAAAACUAUAUUUGUUGGCCAAAAGUAUCUCCAUUUAACCCUUUCAGAAUGUCAAAGGUCACGGUACAGGACAUAGAAGCCGUUGAUGAUUAUUGGGGCCCAACCUUUCGCUCAAUUUUGGAAGGAGACAAUAAGGAGACCAUAUCGGAACAAUUGGAGCAACGCAUACGCAGCCAUGACAAAGAUAUUGAACGUAUAUGCAAUCUCUCCUAUCAGGGAUUUAUUGAUUCCAUACAAGAAUUGCUGCAGGUACGAACACAAGCCCAUCAACUAGCCACAGAGGUACAGACCUUGGACAAAUCGUUGCAACAAAUAAGCGCCUCGCUCAUACAGCAAGGUAAUGAACUGGUUAAAGCUCGACAAAUAGAAUCGAAUUUGGCCUCAGCUAUAGAGGCUCUGAAGGAAUGUCUACCCGCCUUGGAAUGCUAUAUAAAAUUCUGUCAACAGGCCUCCAAUAAACAAUACUAUCAAUCCCUAAGAACUUUGGAAACCUUGGAAUUACAACAUUUGCCCAAGCUGCAGAGCUACAAAUUUGUGACGCAAAUGCGUCAUGCCAUACCGGUGAUAAAGGAAAACAUAAGACGUUCCUCCGAAGCAGAUUUUCGUGAAUUUCUAGAGAAUAUACGCAGAUUUUCGCCCAAAAUAGGCAAGGAAGCCAUUGAGCACACAAAGAAGCUGCAAAAACGUGAUAUCAACACCAUCAUUGAAGACCAUAUGAAAGCUUUGAACAAUCGUGACAAUGCCGCAGAUGAUGAUAAUUUAAGUGCACAAGAUUUAAUAGAUUUCUCUCCCAUUUAUCGUUGCCUUCACAUCUACACUGUGUUGGGACAGCGAGAAUACUUUGAGAAAGACUAUCGCCAACAGCGCAGAGAUCAAUCGAAAUUGGUGCUUCAGCCACCGCCGGGCAUGCAUGAUAAUUUGGAUGCUUAUAAAUUGUAUAUAUGUGCCAUUGUGGGCUUUUUUGUGGUGGAAGAUCAUGUGAAGAACACCGCGGGAGAUGUAGUAACUACAAGCUACCUGGAGGAGCUGUGGUCUACCUCCUUGACGAAAUUUGUCAACGAAAUAAGCAUGAGCUCCUCAUCGUGCACAGAUCCCAAUAUACUGCUGAGAAUAAAAAAUCUGAUUAUGUUGUCCAUAAACACCUUCAAAUGUUACGGCUACACAGUGAAUGUGCUGUGGGAGUUGCUGCAGAAUAUGAGGGAUCAUUACAAUGAGGUUCUGCUGCAGCGUUGGGUUCAUGUAUUUCGUGAUAUACUGGAUAAAGAGCAAUUUCUGCCUAUGGUUGUGGAAAAUCAAGAGGAAUAUGAAUCGAUUAUAGAGCGUUUCCCCUUUCAUUCGGAACAAUUGGAAAAUGCUCCAUUCCCCAAAAAGUUCCCCUUUUCUCGCAUGGUACCCGAAGUUUAUCAUCAGGCAAAAGAAUUUAUGUAUGCCUGCAUGAAAUUCGCCGAAGAUUUGACGCUAUCGCCCAACGAGGUAGCAGCCAUGGUACGUAAAGCUGCCAAUCUUUUGCUGACACGCAGCUUUAGUGGCUGUCUUUCGGUGGUAUUUCGUAAUCCCAGUGUGGCCUUGCCCCAGUUAAUACAGAUUAUUAUUGAUACACAAUACCUGGAAAAGGCUAGUCCUUUCUUAGACGAAUUUGUUUGCCACAUGACCAAUACCUCAAGUGUAACACAAUCACCUUCAGCUAUGUUCCAUGUGGCGCGACAAGAUGCCGAGAUGCAGGUGGGCAUACGUAUAUGCUCUAAAAUAGAUGAAUUCUUUGAGCUGUCAGAAUAUGACUGGUUGUUGGUAGAACCACCGGGAAAAGCCUCGGCUUUUAUCACCGACAUGAUUUCCUAUUUGUCCAAUACGAUUGAAAGUUUUGCCUCCAAGCUUCCCAGCAUAGCGCAGACUGCUUGUCAUCGUACCUGUGAACACAUAGCAGAAAAAAUAUGGUCAGUGCUAUUUGAUGAUGAGGUGAAGCAAAUCUCAAAUGGCGCCUUGCAUCAAAUCAAUUUGGAUCUCUUGCAAUGUGAAUUUUUCGCUGCCAAAGAUCCAGUAGCUGGCCUCAAGGAAGGUGAACUAUCCAAAUACUAUUUGAAAUGCCGCCAACUACUGGAUCUGCUAACCAUGGAGGAGUGGGCUACAUAUUUGCAUGAUUACGGCACAAAAGAGGACCGGUAUAAUCUGGUCCAUCCUCAAUCGAUCAUUGUUAUAUUAGAGAAAAUAAGAGAAGCGGAUAAGAAAACAAUGUUUUCGGGUUUGAGAAAGAAUGAUAAGAAGAAACUGCUGGAAACAGUUUUAAAACAAUUAAAACAUUUAGCCGAAAGACAAAACUAAAAAUAUGAAUAACUCUCAAACAUUUCCUACUACCCUUAGAACACACACAUACACCGAUAGAAAGAGACAAACAUUCCUCAAAGAGAUUUUGAGAACAAUAUUUAAAAGAAAUUGGUAUUAUUAGUUAUGGAUUUGGUUUUAAAUCACAUAAAGAAAAACUUUUUUCCCCCCAAUCCACUUAUAUUCACAAUUAUGUUCAUAUAACUUAAUUUUUUUGUAGGCUUUAAAAGUGGCAAAUAAAACAAUUAUUUAUAUUAA
Molecule: messenger RNA, 2637 nt
Organism: Stomoxys calcitrans (stable fly)
Lineage: Eukaryota; Metazoa; Arthropoda; Insecta; Diptera; Muscidae
Gene: Sec15
Product: exocyst complex component 6
Exons: 3
Coding region: 109-2379 (756 amino acids)
Biological process (GO): intracellular protein transport; exocytosis; Golgi to plasma membrane transport
Cellular component (GO): exocyst; membrane
Source: RefSeq, a predicted model, not a curated record